Acromyrmex echinatior (Panamanian leafcutter ant) is the source of this 5286-nucleotide messenger RNA. RefSeq lists its product as uncharacterized. Lineage: Eukaryota; Metazoa; Arthropoda; Insecta; Hymenoptera; Formicidae. Gene Ontology annotation, molecular function: DNA binding. The record is from RefSeq and is a predicted model, not a curated record.
UCACUAGAUAGAUGACUCAAUAAUAAGUAUAACAAAUGAAUGAAAGCUGUCACUACUAUCGAAUUUGGAAUAGUUUUAUCAGUACAGACGGCUCCAGCAUCCCCUUAAGGGGAUCCUAAAGCGAAGCUCGAACUCCGAUGAAGUCACCAGAGGUCGCGCCGCGCGUCGCGCGCAUCGACAUUUCUUUAUAUACUACCACAUCAAUAUCUCACGCAAUCUAUGAUACACGCAGUCGCACAUUCGUGUCAAUUUUCGUAUAACAAAUUCGUCGCGAUAAAACGUCUAAGUCUAAUUCUAAGAACUCGACGUUGUUUAUUCGUGUAAACUACGUGUCUGGGAAUCACUGUUUCGUACGUACAGGUUGCAAAGCUUUCAUAUCAAGCGAAUGUUGUCACGACUUGACAGCUAAGACGCCAUGUUACACUAAGAAAUAGUAAAAAAACAAAAACAUAGAGAAUGGACUACGCGAUCCUAUCUAAGUAGAAUGAUCGACAAAAACGAGAGAGAGGGACCGUGGAAGACGGCCAAUCUUUAUCUCUUUCCACUUAAAGAUGUAAUUUAUGAGAGAGAGAGAGAGAAUGAGAGGGAGAUUGGCCGUCUUUCAUAGUCCCUCUCUCUCAUUUUUGUCGACUAUACUACUUAGGCCGAUAUUCAUAGUUGAUUUUUAUUUCAAGACCGUCUUAAGUAAUGUCUUAAGAUGCUAAUGCGGCUCUCUGAUUGGUUCGUGACUUCUUAAGACCGUACUUAAAUAAGACGAUCUUGAAUAUAAGACGUGACUAUGAAUAUCGGCCUUAGAUAAGAUCGCGCAAUCCAUUUUCUAUAUCUUUAGUAAAAAAUAUAUCAAUUUUGAAAUUUUUGAUCGUUCUCGACAUAGACUCCACUUCCCAGACACGUAUAAUGCGUAUGCUUUAAUCCUGAAAAAGGAUUUUCGAAUCGGUGAAAGAGGAAAAAAGUAUUUGUUAUACUAAAAUUACAUGAUUUAACCGGUAAAACAGGUGGCUUUAGGAUCCUCUUAAAGGUGCCAAACUUUUUUUAGAAAAAAAGGACCAGUAUUUGACUAGAUGAUCUUAGUAUUUAAAAAAAAAAAUGAAAUGCGCAGGAUACGAAUGACCCAGUGUGUUAAGGGUUAAUUAAUUUGUCACAUGGGAACGUGAAGUGCCUAAGCAUUGUUUUUCAACAGUCGUGAUCGAAAUUUAUCGGUCAAGUUAAACAGUAUAAAAACAACGAAUCUGUGCAAGUAAUAUAUCACGACUCUAUGUGGAUAUAAUGGCACUUCAAAAAAAAUCAGACAAUUGGAUUUGGAAACAUGUUCUUAAAUUAAAUGAUUCUAUUAUACAAUGCAAUGUAGAUGAUUGUAAGAAAAUUUAUACAAUGACUAACAAAGGUGAAUAUAGAGUGAUAAUGACGAUGAAAGGACAUUUAUACCAUGAACAUGGAAAAUACGAUGAACAAGAUCGGUUAAAAUGGUUAAACGACAAUGACUUGAUAUGGCGAUAUUUCGAUAAAGCAAACUUAUACGUAGCAAAUUGUAAGCUUUGUGGCGGUUUGUUUCGUCAGUCAUAUGUACCACUUAUAAAGACGCAUCUGCAAAGUCAUCGUCAAGAAAUAAGAGAUGGUGUAGAAAAAGAAAUUGCGGAUAAGUCUCUAUCGCAAAAUUACGUAAUCGAUAUGGACGAAUUUAUUGCACGAUGCAAACGUUGCAAUGAUAAAAUGGACAUAUUUUACGGAACAGAUGCCUUAAUACAUCACGUUUGUUUAAAAAAGAAUAAAUGUUUAUGGUCUGAAGAUAAUAAUGUGAACAGAAUGAUACAACAGUCUACAGCUACUGAAAAUGCAAAUACAAGCUCCCAUCAUGAUGAUAUAAAUAGUCAGCCUGGAAAUCGAGAAAAUCAACAAAGUGACACAUCGCGACACUGUGUGGAUGUAAUGGCAGCUCGAGAAAGAUCAAACAAUUGGGUGUGGAAACAUUUACUUAAAUUAGACGAUUUUACUGUACAAUGCAAUAUAGAUAAUUGUAAUAAAACUUAUAAUACGACUUUGGAUAGAAGUAAAGGUAGAAUGAUAGUAAUAAUAAAAGGACAUUUAUACCAUGAACAUGGAAAAUACGAUGAAGAAGAUCGAUUAAAAUGGGAAAAUGACAAUGAUUUAAUAUGGCGAUAUUUCGACAAAGAAGGUUUAUACAAAGAAAAAUGUAAAUUUUGUUAUGAUUCACUUUCCAUAUCAUAUACACCAUCGUUAAGGGAUCAUCUGCGACAAUACCAUCGUAAAAAAAUAAGAGCUGGUGUACGAAAAGAAAUUGCGGAUAAGUCUCUAUCGCAAUAUUUCGAAAUUCAUAAGAAAGAAUUUAAUGCAUCAUGCAAACGUUGCAAUCAUAAAAUGGACAUAUUUUACGGAAUAGAUGCCUUAACACAUCACAUUUGUUUAAAAAAGAAUCAACGUUUAAGAUUUGGAAAAAAAUCUGAAGAUAAUAAUAUGAACAGAAUGACACAACAAUCUACAGUCACUGAAAAUGCAAAUACAAGCUCCCAUCAUGAUGAUAUAAAUAGUCAACCUGAAAAUCGAGAAAAUCAACAGAGUGACACAUUGGGACACUAUGUGGAUGAAAUGUCAGCUCGAGAAACAAAUAAUUGGGUGUGGAAACAUUUACUUAAAGUAAACGAUUCUUCUGUACAGUGCAAUAUAGAUAAUUGUGAUAAAACUUAUACGACUUUUGAUAGAAAUAAAGGUAGAUUGAUGAUGAUGAUAAAAGGACAUUUAUACCAUGAGCAUGAAAAAUACGAUGAAGAAGAUCGGUUAAAAUGGGAAAACGACAAUGACUUAAUAUGGCGAUAUUUCGACAAAGUAGGUUUAUACAAAGAAAAAUGUAAAUUUUGUAAGGAUACACUUUUGGUAUCAUAUACACCAUCAUUAAGGCAUCAUCUGUUAAAGUAUCAUCAUCAAAAAAUAAGAGCUGGUGUACUAAAAGAAAUUGCGGAUAAGUCUCUAUCGCAAUAUUUCGAAAUUCAUGAGAAAGAAUUUAGUGCACGGUGCAAAUGUUGUAAUGUUGAAAAGAACAUAUUUUUCGGAACAGAUGCCUUAAUACAUCACAUGCAAAAAAAUCGAUGUGUAGGGUAUCAUAACGAAGAUGAUAACGUGAACAGAAUGACACAACAAUCUAUAACCGAUGAAAAUACAAGUUCCCAUCAUGAUAAUUUAAAUAAACAAGUUCUUGGAAAUCGAGAAGAUCGACAAAGUGACACAUCGCGAUGUACGGAUAUAAUGGCAGCUCUAAAAGGAUCAAACAGUUGGGUGUGGAAUCAUGUUCUUAAAUUAGACAAUUUUACUGUACAGUGCAAUAUAGAUGGUUGUGAUCAAAUUUAUAUAAAUCGAAAUAGAAAGUUUAUAAAUAGAAUGAUAACAACGAUAAAGGAACAUUUAUACCAUAAGCAUGAAAUAUGUAAUGAAGAAGAUCGCUCAAAAUGGGUAAAUAACAAUGACUUGAUAUGGAGAUACUUUGACAAAGUAGACUUAUACAAAGAAAAAUGUAAAUUUUGUAAUAUUUCACUUCAUCAAGCACAUAUACCAUUUAUAAAAAAGCAUCUGCAAAAACAUCGUCAAGAAAUAAUAACUAUUGUACGAAAAGAAAUUGCGAAUAAGUCUCUAUCGCAAGAUUUUGAAAUAGAUGAAAAAGAAUUUAGCGCAUUGUGUAAAUAUUGUAAUGUUAAAAAGAACAUAUUUUACGGAACAGAUGUCUUAAAACACAUUUGUUUAAAAAAAAAACAACGUUUAAUGUCUCGACAAGAACCUGAAGAUAAUGAUGUCAACAGAAUGACACAACCAAGGAUACAACAGUCUAUAGCCACUGAAAAUGUAAUUACAAAUUCCCAUCAUGAUGAUAUAAAUAGGCAAACUCCUCGAAAUCAAGAAAGAUAUGUAAAAGAAGCUGCAGAUGAAAAUGCAAUUACAAGCUCCCAUCAUGAUGAUAUAAAUAGGCAAGCUCCUCGAAAUCAAGACCAACAAAGGAAUGAAGAAGGAGCUGCAGAUGAAAAUGCAAUUACAAACUUCCAUCAUGAUGAUAUAAAUAGACAAGCUCUUCGAAAUCAAGACCAACAAAAUUCUGAAGGAAUUAACAUAGAUGACACAGUACAAUUCCUUGAUUACAAUCAAGAAAGUACAUAUUGCUACAUUCUUGGAAAUCAAGAUGGUCCACAAAGUUCUGAAGAAAAUAACACGGAUAACAUAGUAUUCCUUGCCCAUGAUGUUUCGAAUGCAAGUUCUCAUUAUGACGGUACAAACUGGCAAGAUCUUGGAUAUCAAAUAAAUCAACAGAGAAUGAUGCAUCAAUCCGUAGCAGCAGUAAAUAUGGCUACAAGUUAUCAUGAUGAAAGUACAUUUUGUUCUGAAGAAAAUAAUACGAGUAACAUAGUAUUCCUUGCUCAUGAUGUUUCGGAUGUAAGUUCUCAUAAUGAUGGUACAAACUGGCAAGGUCUUGGAUAUCAAAUAGAUCAACAGAGUUCUGAAGGAAAUAACACGAAUAGCAUAGUAUUCCUUGCUCAUGAUGUUUCGGAUGUAAGUUCUCAUAAUGAUGGCACAAACUGGCAAGGUCUUAGAUAUCAAAUAGAUCAACAGAGGUACGUAAAUCAACAAAGUUCUGAAGAAAAUAACACGAAUAACAUAGUAUUCCUUGCUCAUGAUGUUUCGGAUGUAAGUUCUCAUAAUGAUGGCACAAACUGGCAAGGUCUUAGAUAUCAAAUAGAUCAACAGAGUACUGAAGAAAAUAACACGAGUAACAUAGUAUUCCUUGCUCAUGAUGUUUCGGAUGUGAGUUCUCAUAAUGAUGGUACAAAUUGGCAAGGUUUUGGAUAUCAAAUAGAUCAACAGAGUUCUGAAGGAAAUAACACGAAUAGCAUAGUAUUCCUUGCUCAUGAUGUUUCGGAUGUAAGUUCUCCUUAUGACGGUACAAACUGGCAAAUUCUUGGAUGUCAAGAAGAUCAACAGAGAAUGAUGCAUCAAUUCGUGGCAGCAGGAAAUGUGGCUACAAAUUUUCAUAAUGACGAUACAAAUUGGCAAGCUGUUGGAUAUCUAGUAGAUGAGCAGAGAUUUCAAGAAGGAACUAAUGUUAGUAACGUGCAUAGAAUGAUGCAUCAAUUCGUGGCAGCAGAAAAUGUGACUACAAGUUCUCAUAAUGAUACAACUUUGCAAGCUCCUGGAAAUCAAGAAAAUCAGUAAAAUCAAACCUCAUUGAUGUAUAGAUGUCAUUUUCACUUUUUGUUCUGCUUGUAUAAAUAUAAAUUUAGAAAAUAACAA